Debaryomyces fabryi is the source of this 372-nucleotide messenger RNA. RefSeq lists its product as uncharacterized. The coding region runs from base 1 to 372 and encodes 123 amino acids. NCBI's taxonomy places the organism in Eukaryota, Fungi, Ascomycota, Pichiomycetes, Serinales, Debaryomycetaceae. The record is from RefSeq and is a predicted model, not a curated record. The transcript has a single exon.
AUGGGAUCUUGUUUUUCCAAAUCCGAUAAAGAGCCAGCUACUACUAAGCGUACAACGGGCAAUGAUAGGUUUACUAGGAGUGAGCAAAAGUUAGGAAGUAAUACUGAGUCGGGUACAGCUGGAAAUGGGAAUAAUAUAAUAGAUGAAAAAUAUACAGGUAGCACUAAUAGAAAUGUACAAGAGUCGACUAAUCGUAAUCAAGGUAAACCCCUAGGAGGAGAAAUCAAUGAAAAGAAUCCAAAUACCAGGGAGGCAGUAGCAAAAGCUGCCGAAUUGAGGUACAACAAACAGAGACAACUGUUAAAGGAAAGUCAAGAUAAGUUGAAAACGAUGUCACGGAAGUCGAAGCAAGAGAAGGGGUUACAAAGCUAG